AUGAGGGUGCUCUUCGCAGCACUUGUGCUGGCGUUCAUCUUGGGAACCACUUGCGCACAGGAGUCGGUGAGCGACAAGCAAGUUUCGGACGGCUACGAUACGAUCCACCAGUUGGGCAAGAAGCACGAUCUGUCCGCCAUCCGCGUCAAGAAGGAUGGCACUUACGAGGGCAAGAGGCGUGGCGACGGUCAAGUCAUGCAGGUCGACAUUCCGCUCGACCCGCACGUGCUCGCCGAGAUCAAACGACGCGACGCGCGCCGUAUCGAGGAUCAGUCGAAGCUCCAGGCUAAUCUGCUCCAACCUCCCAGCAAGGACUAUUUGAUCGCCGUCUGCAUCCCCACCAUAUGCCAGUUCGAAAGCGACAUUUGCAGCAGGCUCAUCUCGAGCUACAUCAAACGUAUGGGCAACGAUCGAAGCUUCAGAGGACCAGUCGUCCAGCAAGAGCCUGUGAGAGUGCGCGUCGAUACUUGGAUUCGUAUGAUCAUGGAUCGCCGAGCUCCCUCCAUGGACUGGGACGAGCUUGAAAGAGCGAUGAGGACGGAAAUGUGCUACCUUCUUGACGGGGUGGUGCGGUCCAGCAUCUUCAGGGUGCCUUGCGUCAAGUUCGAUGACCAAUUCUUGCUUCGCAUGCUCCCUUCGUACGGCGGCUGCUGCCUCGAGCGAAUCUCCGAGUUCUACGACAGGAUGGACGCCGACUACAACGCCCGGCAUUGA
Moesziomyces aphidis is the source of this 714-nucleotide messenger RNA. The record is from the annotation of a GenBank genome assembly. NCBI's taxonomy places the organism in Eukaryota, Fungi, Basidiomycota, Ustilaginomycetes, Ustilaginales, Ustilaginaceae.